Molecule: messenger RNA, 651 nt
Organism: Miscanthus lutarioriparius
Lineage: Eukaryota; Viridiplantae; Streptophyta; Magnoliopsida; Poales; Poaceae
Source: the annotation of a GenBank genome assembly
AUGGGGAUGAAGCUUGGGGACCUUAAUAGGUUCCUCGCCGAUGCUGACAAGAGGAACAUCACCGACGAGAGUGUGAAAUCAUGGGUGAGAGAGCUUAGGAAUGCCAUGUAUGAUGCUACCAACAUCCUUGAUUUGUGCCAGCUAAAGGCGAUGGAACGGGGUCGAAGCUGUGAUAUGGGCUGCUUCAAUCCCUUGCUCUUUUGUAUGAGGAAUCCUCUCCAUGCUCAUGACAUCGGUAAUCGCAUAAAAAGUCUUAAUGAGAGGCUAGAUGACAUUGAGAAGCGUAGCAAAACCUUCAAAUUCAUUAACCUUGCAUCUUAUGAGGACAACAAGAAAAAGGUAGAAUCCUCCCUUCACGCUAGGCGAGGGAUUGGCAAAACCACCCUUGCCAAGAAGAUCUUUAAUCAUGACUCCAUCAAACAAGAGUUUCAAAAGAGAAUAUGGUUGAGUGUCAAUCAAGAAUUUAGCGAUGUUGAUCUAUUAGAGAGAGCAAUCACUGGAGCAGAAGGAAACCAUCAAGCACCAAGAAACACAAAGGACACACUAGAGCGAACCCUUAAAGAAGCCGUGGAGGGGUGCAUGACCUUAUUGGUGAUGGAUGAUGUUUGGGACCACCAUGCAUGGGAGAAUGUGGAAGUCGUGUUCUCGUAA